Molecule: messenger RNA, 2907 nt
Organism: Eremomyces bilateralis CBS 781.70
Lineage: Eukaryota; Fungi; Ascomycota; Dothideomycetes; Eremomycetales; Eremomycetaceae
Product: putative phospholipase PldA
Exons: 2
Biological process (GO): cell motility; phosphatidic acid biosynthetic process; intracellular signal transduction
Molecular function (GO): D-type glycerophospholipase activity
Source: RefSeq, a predicted model, not a curated record
CAAUUCCCGGUUAGAAAUGGAUACUAUAAUUACUUAAAUGGGCCAUUCCUAUGUCUUCACUGUACCGGUAUUCAAGAGAUCUUUCCCUGCAGAAACGGGCGAUGUUCCACUUGAAUAAGAAACUGAAGGUCCGCAGACUAACCACUGAACUUUGUCAACCAUUGAAUUACUCUACGAUUUAGAUACCACAUCACUCCGUACAUCAUCCAACUAUACUAGCUCGAGGAGUAGUCGUGAACCAUGGCCUCUCAGAUGAAAGAAGAGGUCGAUUCAAAGUUGCCAGAGCACCUCCGCCAAUCCGAGAAAGAGAAGGAAGGGAAGGAUCAGCCCAAGCAUUUCCAGAGGGGCGUCAAAGACUCUAUCCGCCACCCUUUUCCUCAUAUCCGUGAAAAGCUCAAAAACACCCACCUUCAUGACGCGAAGAUCAAGGCGGUUCACACCAGGAAUCACCUCGGAAAGUAUGCCAACCUCUUCAAUCGGAACCAUAGACAUGAUGAAGAUCAUGAGCAGCGGACAGACGAAAAGCGGAACCACAUAUCCGAGACGCACCGAUUCUCGAGUUUUGCUCCGGAGCGCGAAGGAAACGAAGCGAAGUUUUAUGUGGACGGAAGAGACUAUUACUGGGCCGUUAGCACCGCGCUGGAACGAGCAACGGAGUGCAUAUACAUCGUGGACUGGUGGAUCAGCCCCGAGCUGUUUCUCCGACGCCCCCCAGCGGAGAACCAAGAAUGGCGAUUGGACGAAAUCUUGAAAAGAAGAGCAGAGGCCGGUGUGAAGAUCUAUAUCAUGGUCUACAAAGAAGUCGAGCAAGCCCUUUCUUGCCAGAGCACGCAUACAAAGCAUGCACUGGAGGCUCUCUGUCCAGAAGGAAGCCCCGGAUUUGGAAAUAUUCGCGUGAUGAGGCAUCCAGACCAUAAUGUCAUGGGGAAUGCUGCAGACAUGACAUUUUACUGGGCACAUCACGAAAAGUUCAUGGUUAUCGACCAUUACCUGGCCUUCAUCGCUGGACUGGAUUUGUGUUUCGGGCGUUGGGAUUUGAAUCAACAUCCGCUGGCGGAUCUUCACCCCGCAGGUGCGAAGUACGAAAUCUGGCCUGGACAGGACUUCAACAAUAACCGGAUCUUGGACUUCCAUGAUGUCCAGGACUGGGAGCAAAAUCAAGUCAGCAAGGCCGAGUAUGGCAGGAUGCCAUGGCACGACGUGGGAAUGGGCUUGAUCGGGCCAUGCGUAUACGACGUCGCCGAGCAUUUCGUGUUGAGAUGGAACUUCGUCAAGCGUGAUAAGUACAAACGAGACGACAAAUAUGCCUGGCUAGAGCUUGAGGGCAGGACUGGAGAACAUGAGGAUUUGAUUGCGGUACAACGACCGAAGUAUCCAAUGGGCGGCUAUACCCUACAUCCCCCGACUGAAGGAGGACUUGAUGGGAAGCUCAGUGACUGGGAAGGACGCGAUGGUUCCACAGUCAAAGCCCAGAUUGUGCGGUCGAGCGCGGACUGGAGCAGCGGCAUCCUUACCGAGCACUCCAUACAGAACGCCUACUGCGAACUCAUCCGAAACGCACAGCAUUUCGUCUACAUCGAGAACCAGUUCUUCAUCACUGCCACGGGCGAGGGUCAGGAUCUGAUCAUGAACCAGAUCGGCCGGGCAAUCGUCGACGCUUGCGUCCGCGCCGGAAAAGAAGGACGGAAGUUCCGGGUCAUCGUCAUCAUUCCUGCCGUGCCUGGUUUCGCUGGCGAUCUACGUUCGGAUGCAGCAAAAGGCACGAGGGCCAUUAUGGAGUACCAAUACAAGUCCAUCUGCAGGGGUGAGAAUUCCAUCUGCGAACAAAUCCGAAAAGAGGGCAUCGACCCAGGGAACCACAUAUUCAUUUUCAAUUUGCGAAGCUAUGACCGGGUGAACACGACGCCUGCCGUCCGAAAGCAGGAGGAGAAAUCCGGUGUGAAAUAUCAGGAGGUGCAACGUGCUGAAGCGGAAGAGUUGAUGGCACCAGGGGGGCACGGGUUGUCGGAUGAGAACAACGGAGCUGUUGGCGGGGAUUUCAGCGAAAAGAAAGAGGCAAUUGAGGAACGGAAGCAAAAAUUCGAGGAGCUAAGAGUGGAGGUUGGCCUGGGGAAUGGCGAGGACAAAGACCCGAAAGAAGCAGCUCCCAGUGUCGACACGAUUGCGGAAGAUGCGAUGCUGAGUGGCAGACAUGUUUCCGACGAACCGUGGACGGGGGGCGACGAAGAGGGCGAAAAGAUGAAUUUCAUCCAGGAGCAGCUCUACAUCCAUGGUAAGGUAUGCAUAGUGGAUGAUCAGAUCGCGUUGAUUGGAAGCUCAAACAUCAAUGAUCGGUCGAUGCAAGGGGAUAGAGACUCGGAGUUGACCAUUGUUAUCGAAGACACCAAACCUCUUGAAUCCACAAUGGACGGCGCCCCUUACACCGCGAGCCAUUUUGCUGCAACACUCCGCCGCACUCUGUGGCGUGAGCAUCUUGGCCUCCUCCCUCCUCAACCACUCGAUGCCUCAGACGACCCCAACGCCGAGCCACCAGGCGACUCGGAGAACCGCAUCCUCGACGACGAGCACUGGCAACUCGUUUCCGACCCCCUCGGCGACAAAGUAUGGGAGACCUGGUGCCAGCAUGCUACGACCAACACCGAGGUGUUCCGCGAAAUAUUCCACGCCGACCCGGACAAUUGCAUCCGCAAUUUCGAGGACUAUGAGAAGUUCCUCCCAGAUCCUAAAGAUAAGAGCCAUGACCACAAGUUUGGGCAUCUCAUCGAUCGGAGUGUGCCGGUGGCGGAGAUCAAGAAGCAGCUGGAUCGGAUCAAGGGACAUCUCGUCUGGAUGCCGCUGGAUUAUCUCUGCGAAGUGGAGAUGGCCGAACGCGGGUUACAUGUGAACGAUUUUACAGAAACCAUCUAC